Molecule: messenger RNA, 1638 nt
Organism: Pocillopora damicornis (cauliflower coral)
Lineage: Eukaryota; Metazoa; Cnidaria; Anthozoa; Scleractinia; Pocilloporidae
Source: RefSeq, a predicted model, not a curated record
AUGGAAGACAUCUACAAAGAGAUUCCCCCAGGAAAGCCUGAAUCUCAUGGACUGGCAGAAAAAGCAUGGAAACCUUUCUUUCAUCGCGAAUCCAGAGAAAUGAAAUCAAUUUCUGGGAUCCAAUCCAGCGGCUUAAAGUUUAAAACAUUCAGUUCUGUGGCAAAGAAAGUUGCAGUGAGCAAACAGAAAGAUAAGACUGUAACUGUUAAUGCUGAUCGUGAGCUUUUUGGUCGCCUUCUGGUUGCUGCGAGGAAAAGAGUUCUUUCUUAUGAACUUUGCAGUGUACCAGUCGCACUUGUACAUCCUGAUGGCAGCCUCAGGAAGACGACAAAAAGCACCCUAAUGCAUGUCCUUGAAAACAAUGUUACGUGUAGAUCAAGCCUGCCUUCAUCACAGCACCCUACAGCAUGUCUAAUUGAUGCGAUGGCUCUCAUUCAGAUGGUUAAAUCAGCAAGGUCUGUGACAUUUAGCCAGUUAUCGCAGAAAUACCAAGACAUUGUCACUAGUAAAUUCCAUCAGAACAGUCACACCAGAGUAGACCUAAUUUUCGACCAAUGUAGGCCUGUCUCAAUUAAGGCAGGGGAACGCAGCAAGAGAGGAGAAUCAAGCUCGUUUGAAAUCAACAUCCACAGUGGAUCCACGCCAGUACCGAAGCAGUGGUCAAAAUAUAUCUCAGACCCAAAGAACAAACAAAACUUAGGCGCCUUUCUCUGUGAGUCGUUAACAAAGAACUUAUCGGCAUAUUUAGGACCUCAGCAGAAGGUCCUCCUAGGUGAAGGAUUCAAGGAUGGAUUAAAAGCAGUGUGUCUAACUAGUGGUUCCGCAGUUGUUGAGCCAAAUCUACGUUCGGAUCAUGAAGAGGCAGAUGCAAGACUUCUGCUUCAUGCCAAACACGCUGCAGCCACUCAUCCACGCAUUGUGAUACAAUCACCAGACACUGAUGUUGCCGUACUUUCAGUAGCACAUUUUUCAGAUUUAAACUGCCAGGAACUGUGGUUAAAAACAGGCGUCAAAGACAGACUGAGAUACCUACCUGUCCAUGAGACUCAGGCUUCCCUGGGGGAAUCUCUUUGUAGAUGUCUUCCAUCGUUCCAUGCACUGACUGCUUGCGACUCUACAAGUGCCUUCUCUGGAAUAGGGAAGAAGAAGGCGUGGAAGUUGACCAGCAGUGGGUUUUUCAUUUUGGCAGAUGGUGGUACGUCAAUGACAUCAAGUUCCAGCAAGGAUGCAAGGCAGCAAGAAACUUUUGAGCACUCAGUGGAUCAGGACACACCUGCUCAAGGAAGUGGUACAUCACUGACAUCAAGUUCCAGCAAGGAUGUCAUGCAACAAGAAACUUUUGAGCAAUCGGUGGAUCAGGACACACCCGCUCAAGGUAAAAGAAAAAUGCCACCUUAUCAGUAUGCAAUUGAAAUCGAAAAUGGCCGAACUGCCUCAGAAAAUGGAAUGGUGACAAAAGGUCAACAAGAUUGGGGAGGAAAUUUGACAGUGGAUAAUCAGCACACUUCUCAGUCCAACCACGAUGGUAGUACAUCAAUGACAUCAAGUUCCAGCAAGGAUCCAAGGCAGCAAGAAACUUUUGAGUACCCAGUGGAUCAGGACACCCCUGCUCAAGGUGUGUAUUUCGGAAUCAUUUAG